UCUCGCCACCGCGGAAUACCACACCCAAUAAGAUGAUGUCAGCACGUGAAACAUAUAUGGUCAUGGCAGUGGUGGUCGCUAUGACGGCUUUAGUGACGGUGACGGCAGAACCCAGUUACCGCCGCCCGUCACGCUGUUACCCCAAGACCCAGUACGUCACCAUGUACCAGACCGAGUACCAGAAGGUCCCGGUAUACAAGACGGACUACCAAACCCAGUACGUUCCUACCACUCACUACCAGACCCAGUAUCAAACCCAGUAUCAAACCCAGUAUAAGACCCAGUAUGUUCCCCAAUACGUCACCCAGACCGUCUACAAGACCGAGGUCCAGUACGUAACUCAGGUCAAGACCCAAUACCAGACCCAAUACCAAACCCAGUACGUCACCACAACCCAGUACAUCCCAGAAUACAUCACUCAGACCCAAUACCAGACCCAGUAUGUGACCCAGACCCAAUACCAGACCGUGUACAAGACCCAGUACGAGCCCCAGUACGUUACCACGACCCAAGUACAGUACCAGACCAAGUACCAGACCCAAGUGGUCCCUCAGUACCAUACAGUCACUGAGACUCAACAGACGUAUAAGACAGUCUGUCCCAAGCCUUCUUACGGUUACUGAUGAUCUAUAGCAACAGUCAGGGAACAGCCCAGUCAAACAGUUUAGCCUGACUGUUUUUCACUCGUAAUAAAACUCAGAAAAUAAGAGGUUUUUUUAUACGAUACAAAUAAUAUGUUUUAUACUUGUUUAUGUAAUUAUAUAUAUAUUAAACAAAAUAUUACAA
Molecule: messenger RNA, 786 nt
Organism: Homarus americanus (American lobster)
Lineage: Eukaryota; Metazoa; Arthropoda; Malacostraca; Decapoda; Nephropidae
Exons: 3
Coding region: 33-623 (196 amino acids)
Source: RefSeq, a predicted model, not a curated record